Eutrema salsugineum is the source of this 810-nucleotide messenger RNA. RefSeq names its product CLAVATA3/ESR (CLE)-related protein 45. Lineage: Eukaryota; Viridiplantae; Streptophyta; Magnoliopsida; Brassicales; Brassicaceae. The record is from RefSeq and is a predicted model, not a curated record. Bases 112 to 489 code for a protein of 125 amino acids. The transcript has a single exon.
AUGAAAUCAGAACUCAGAAGGGUCUACAAUCUCAUAACCCCUUAACACCUCUCAUUUCUUUGAAGAAAAAGAAUAGAUUCUCUGAUUCUUCUUGUCUGCUUAAGAGCAGAAAUGCUGGGUUCCAGUACAAGAUUCAUCCUUUUCCUUCUUGUCUGCAUAGGAUUACUAGCAGACAACAGAUAUAAGGUCUCAGCCUCGAGAAGUAGAGAGAUUUUCCUCAGACAAACACAAGAAGACAAAGCUAGAGUUCAGCCAGGUGAAAUUGCUAAGCUAAGAAGCAUCGGUUCUCAUUCUAGGAACAACGGUGAAGAUCAAGGAACGCUCAGCGAAAACCGGCGCAUUCUUCUUGAGGACGUUAACAAGAAUAAAGUCAGAGCUGAGAAGACGCAAGAACAAAAGAAUAAGACAGAAGACACAUUCCAGUCAAGCAAGAGACGUGUAAGACGAGGAUCAGAUCCCAUCCACAACAAAUCCCAGCCAUUUACUUGAGUGGCGACACAACAACAAUCAAAUACAGAAAAAGGCGAUAUAUUAUUAUAGAAAUGCAAGAAAGAAGAAGAAACAAAGGCGCAACGAUCAACCUUAUCAAGCUGGAGGUAGGUUAGUUGGUUUCAAGUAUAGGUUUGAUAAAACACAGAAAUAUUGGCUUCAAAAGCCAUCACUACGCACAGAACAGCAUUGUCUCUGUUCAGAUACAUCAUCAGGAGAAUACAUACUUGUUUUCAAAAUAUUUUCUUGACUAAGUCUUUUCACUCUUUUGUUUGCAAUUGUUUUAAGUUUUGUUCUUUCUGCAUUGUUUUGACUCCACCA